GAGGCAGGUCAGAGGGUCGUGCAGGAGGCAGGUCAGAGGGUCGUGCAGGAGGCAGGUCAGCAGGCCGUGCAGGAGGCAGGCCAGAGGGUCGUGCAGGAGGCAGGUCAGCGGACCGUGCAGGAGGCAGGUCAGCGGGCCGUGCAGGAGGCAGGCCAGAGGGUCGUGCAGGAGGCAGGUCAGCGGGCCGUGCAGGAGGCAGGUCAGCGGGCCGUGCAGGAGGCAGGCCAGAGGGUCGUGCAGGAGGCAGGUCAGCGGGCCGUGCAGGAGGCAGGUCAGCGGGCCGUGCAGGAGGCAGGUCAGCGGGCCGUGCAGGAGGCAGGCCGGAGGGUCGUGCAGGAGGCAGGUCAGCGGGCCGUGCAGGAUGCAGGCCAGAGGGCCGUGCAGGAGGCAGGCCAGCGGGUCGUGCAGGAGGCAGGCCAGAGGGUCGUGCAGGAGGCAGGUCAGAGGACCGUGCAGGAGGCAGGUCAGCGGGCCGUGCAGGAGGCAGGUCAGCGGGCCGUGCAGGAGGCAGGCCAGAGGGCCGUGCAGGAGGCAGGCCAGCGGGUCGUGCAGGAGGCAGGCCAGAAGGUCGUGCAGGAGGCAGGUCAGCGGGCCGUGCAGGAGGCAGGUCAGCGGGCCGUGCAGGAGGCAGGUCAGCGGGCCGUGCAGGAGGCAGGCCAGAGGGUCGUGCAGGAGGCAGGUCAGCGGGCCGUGCAGGAGGCAGGUCAGCGGGCCGUGCAGGAGGCAGGCCAGAGGGCCGUGCAGGAGGCAGGCCAGCGGGUCGUGCAGGAGGCAGGCCAGAGGGUCGUGCAGGAGGCAGGCCAGCGGGCCGUGCAGGAGGCAGGCCAGAGGACCGUGCAGGAGGCAGGCCAGCGGGUCGUGCAGGAGGCAGGCCAGCGGGCCGUGCAGGAGGCAGGCCAGAGGGCCGUGCAGGAGGCAGGUCAGCGGGCCGUGCAGGAGGCAGGCCAGAGGGCCGUGCAGGAGGCAGGCCAGCGGGUCGUGCAGGAGGCAGGCCAGAAGGUCGUGCAGGAGGCAGGCCAGAGGGUCGUGCAGGAGGCAGGCCAGCGGGUCGUGCAGGAGGCAGGCCAGAGGGCCGUGCAGGAGGCAGGUCAGCGGGCCGUGCAGGAGGCAAGCCAGAGGGCCGUGCAGGAGGCAGGCCAGAGGGUCGUGCGGGAGGCAGGUCAGCGGGCCGUGCAGGAGGCAGGACAGAGGGUCGUGCAGGAGGCAGGUCAGCGGGCCGUUCCAGAGGCAGGUCAGAGGACCGUGCAGGAGGCAGGCCAGCGGGUCGUGCAGGAGGCAGGCCAGAGGGCCGUGCAGGAGGCAGGCCAGCGGGUCGUGCAGGAGGCAGGCCAGAGGGUCGUGCAGGAGGCAGGCCAGAGGGCCGUGCAGGAGGCAGGCCAGCGGGUCGUGCAGGAGGCAGGCCAGAGGGUCGUGCAGGAGGCAGGCCAGAGGGCCGUGCAGGAGGCAGGCCAGAGGGUCGUGCAGGAGGCAGGCCAGAAGGUCGUGCAGGAGGCAGGCCAGCGAGUCGUGCAGGAGGCAGGCCAGAGGGCCGUGCAGGAGGCAGGCCAGUGGGUCGUGCAGGAGGCAGGCCAGAGGGCCGUGCAGGAGGCAGGCCAGAGGACCGUGCAGGAGGCAGGCCAGAGGACCGUGCAGGAGGCAGGCCAGAGGACCGUGCAGGAGGCAGGCCAGAGGACCAUGCAGGAGGCAGGCCAGAGGGCCGUGCAGGAGGCAGGCCAGAGGGCCGUGCAGGAGGCAGGCCAGAGGACCAUGCAGGAGGCAGGCCAGAGGGCCGUGCAGGUGGCAGGCCAGAGGGCCGUGCAGGAGGCAGGCCAGAGGACCGUGCAGAAGGCAGGCCAGAGGACCAUGCAGGAGGCAGGUCAGAGGACCAUGCAGGAGGCAGGCCAGAGGGCCGUGCAGGAGGCAGGCCAGAGGGCCGUGCAGGAGGCAGGCCAGAGGACCGUGCAGGAGGCAGGCCAGAGGGCCGUGCAGGAGGCAGGCCAGAGGACCAUGCAGGAGGCAGGCCAGAGGGCCGUGCAGGAGGCAGGCCAGAGGGCCGUGCAGGAGGCAGGCCAGAGGGCCGUGCAGGAGGCAGGCCAGAGGACCGUGCAGGAGGCAGGCCAGAGGACCGUGCAGGAGGCAGGUCAGAGGGCCGUGCAGGAGGCAGGUCAGAGGGCCGUGCAGGAGGCAGGCCAGAGGACCAUGCAGGAGGCAGGCCAGAGGACCAUGCAGGAGGCAGGCCAGAGGGCCGUGCAGGAGGCAGGCCAGAGGACCGUGCAGGAGGCAGGCCAGAGGGCCGUGCAGGAGGCAGGCCAGAGGGCCGUGCAGGAGGUAGGCCAGAGGGCCGUGCAGGAGGCAGGUCAGAGGACCAUGCAGGAGGCAGGCCAGAGGACCAUGCAGGAGGCAGGCCAGAGGGACGUGCAGGAGGCAGGCCAGAGGACCGUGCAGGAGGCAGGCCAGAGGACCGUGCAGGAGGCAGGCCAGAGGACCGUGCAGGAGGCAGGUCAGAGGACCAUGCAGAAGGCAGGCCAGAGGGCCGUGCAGGAGGCAGGCCAGAGGGCCGUGCAGGAGGCAGGCCAGAGGACCGUGCAGGAGGCAGGCCAGAGGACCGUGCAGGAGGCAGGUCAGAGGGCCGUGCAGGAGGCAGGCCAGAGGACCGUGCGGGAGGCAGGCCAGAGGACCAUGCAGGAGGCAGGCCAGAGGGUCGUGCAGGAGGCAGGCCAGAGGACCAUGAAGGAGGCAGGCCAGAGGACCAUUUAG
Messenger RNA from Procambarus clarkii (red swamp crayfish), 2736 nucleotides. The record is from RefSeq and is a predicted model, not a curated record. Lineage: Eukaryota; Metazoa; Arthropoda; Malacostraca; Decapoda; Cambaridae.